UCGAUCUUUUUAUCUAGCUGAUAAUCACUCUGUUUAGUGAGAGGUGAUAAGGGGAGAAAUGUCGGACGUUGAGUCUGAAGGAUUUGAAGAUGAGCAAGUAUUUCAUGGAGAAUAUGAAGGUGAGCGGAAUGAAGCAGGUGAGAGGCAUGGUGCUGGGAGAGCAGUUCUGCCCAAUGGAGACAUCUACCAGGGAAUGUAUGAACAGGGGGCCAGAUCUGGAACGGGGACCUACAGAUUUAAAAAUGGGGCUCGAUACAUAGGGGACUAUAGAAUGAACCUGAAACAUGGACAAGGUGUUUUCUAUUACCCUGAUGGCUCCAAAUAUGAUGGCUCAUGGGUGGAGGACCAGCGUCAGGGUCAUGGGAUUUACACAUAUCCGAAUGGAGACAUCUACGAUGGGGAGUGGCACCAGCAUCAAAGACAUGGUCACGGUGUUUACACAUACAAUGAAACGGGGUGUAAGUAUGCUGGCACAUGGGUUAUGGGUAAGAUGGAGUCAGUGGGAGAGUUAAUCCAUUUGAACUACAAAUAUCAAGGCAACUUUCACAACAAUAAUCCCUUAGGUCCUGGGAAGCAUGUGUUUGAUGUUGGAUGUGAGCAGCAUGGGGAGUAUCUGCGGGUAGAUCAGGAUAAAGAAGAUGCAGAAGAGGAGGAACUUGUCAUUACCACUGCUUUGAAAUGGAAACCCAAAGCUUUGACCUGCUUAUCAACCAUCCAGUAACAUUAACCCAAGGCUUGUCUGAGGAGAAAAAGGCUAAGAUGCUUCAGGAAGAGACAGCACCAGAAACCAGUUAAUCAUUAAGGCAAAUGUGACUGGAAUAUAUGUAAGAAAUAACACAUGAAAGACUGUGCUGUUAUGUUGUGCUAUGGGCUGCGAUUAUUCUGUGCUUACGUUCUUACGUUAAGGCAUUUUAUAUUAAACAUCUCCUCCAAAAAUAGUUACUGGUUCCUUCUACUCUUAGGAUUCAGGACAUAUUAUUCUUGUAUAAUAUAAGAAUAUAUUAUUCUUAUAAUUAAGUAUAAUCCUUGUGUCAGAACUGAGCGCAGGAACUGAUCUGGGCAUGGGUACAGGACUUGAACUUGGCACACGCAUAAAAGUUAGGUAUGGGGCUAGAACUGGGCAUGAGCACGGAGUUGGAAUUUGGCACGAGCAUGAAGCUGGGUACGAGGUUUUAUCGAGAAGAAAUCUCAUAGCAUGGCACAGAACAAGAUUAAGGCAUCCCAUAGCAUGGAACAAGCAGCACUGCUUCCCUGCCCUCAGGACACAUUUUAUCAUCCUGACUGAAGGUACUGUACAGCGUAAUCGCAGGAGUUAAGAAAUUUAAUAUCAAACAUCCAUCAAAACCAAAAAAUGGAACUGUGCAAGAAAACUGUAAAACACCUAUGCAUUAACACAGGAAACACGAGCCAAUGACACAAACUUUAAAAUUAAAGUUUAAGGCACACUUAACAUAAACAAGUUUUAGAACUUAUUUCUAUAUAAUGAUAAAAAAUUUCAUUAAAUUAUUUCAUUAAACUUGUCAGGACUGACCGGCUCCUUUUCUUUUUUUCUAAAUAUGGAGAAGUAAUUCUUGCUGGGGUAUUGUGAUACAAUGCGAUGCAAAACGGAGUGCCGUUACAAAAUUAGGGUGGAACGUUUUGUAUAACCUCACAGUCUGGAAUGUGUUUUUCUGUAUAUAACACAGAACUUACUUUAUUAACAAAUGACACUUUUUAAACAGUUUAAAUUACCAGUAUGCAGAGCAGAACACCUAGUCUGUUACAAAGCACUGUCUUCCAUAAAUUAAUAAUAAAUGUCUCCUAUUAAUAAAACCUCACCACAUGAAAGAACCUAUGUUUUUCUUUGUUAAACAGCACUUCAACUGCUUAUUAGUCUUAGAUUCAGUGGACUGUGCACUCUGCAAUUAUAUGAGCCAGUGCUAUGGAAACAAUAACAUAAGAAUAAGCAGGGUAAUAUGCAUCUAUUUUUCAUGUCACAGCUGUCAGAGCCAUGCUGUUAUACAAAUAUAGUAAAUGAAAUAUCUUCUGACCAAUUAGAUUUAUGAGUUCAACCAUGUUGUGAUAUAAUAUCUGUAUAUUAACUCGUUAGUAAGAUUAUUUGUGUCUAUUGUCAAAUACUGUAUGUCAAGGCAGACUUCCUUUGGUUUUGUAGUUUCCUCCUAAUUCACAAAAACAUGCAGUAGGAAAAGUGGGAGGAAAAUUGUAGUAGGGGAAUGAGGCAAAAGAGAAUUAAAAUGGGAGGAGAAGGUUAGAAAAAAAGGGACGGUGUGAAAAUAUUAAUUUAGAUAAUUAGUCAUAUAUAUGAUUUAUAAUUAGAUAUUUCAUGCUGACUUCAUUACUGUAAUGAAGUCAGCAUAAAAUAUAUAAUUAAACAGUGUAUACAUAAGAUGAAACAGGCACACAGUGUAUUGUUUUAUAUGGUCUGCAGGGGGCAGUGUACACUAGAACACUUUUUUCAUUGCUCCAAUAGGUUUGUUUAUAUACAGUAUAUCCAGCCAAGGAUUAACUGCAAUAUAAUUGAAUAAUACUGUACAUUUAAUGGUUACGGAGAGUAAAAAUGCAACCAGCUAAUUAUUCAAGUCUGAAACAUU
Molecule: messenger RNA, 2591 nt
Organism: Clarias gariepinus (North African catfish)
Lineage: Eukaryota; Metazoa; Chordata; Actinopteri; Siluriformes; Clariidae
Gene: rsph1
Product: radial spoke head component 1
Exons: 8
Coding region: 59-721 (220 amino acids)
Biological process (GO): axoneme assembly; spermatid development
Cellular component (GO): nucleus; motile cilium
Source: RefSeq, a predicted model, not a curated record